GAUCAGAUGGUGUACUGGGUGAAGAUGAUUAUGGGUCAGUUUUCAAAGGGCGGAUUGGUUGAGAUCUACUUUCUUGGAAAAUUGCAGCAUCCUAAUCUUGUUAAGUUGAUUGGUUACUGCUUUGAUGAUGACCUUCGGCUUUUGGUUUGUGAGUUUAUGUCUUGUGGCAGCUUGGAAAAGCAUUUAUUCAGGAGGGGGUCUGAGCUACUUUCUUGGGACAUUCGCAUGAAAGUUGCUCUUGGUGCUGCAAAGGGGCUUGCAUUUCUUCAUAGUGCUGAUUUGAAUGUCAUUCAUCGGAACUUUAAGACUUCUCAUAUACUGCUUGAUUCAAACUACAACGCAAAGCUUUCUGGUUUUGCUUUAGCUAGGGAUGGGCCAACUGAUGAUGAGAGUUACGUCAGUAGUCCUUUCAGGGGUACUACUGGAUAUGCUGCACCAGAGCGUCUAACCACAGGCCGUUUAAAUGCAAAGUGCGAUGUAUACAGCUUUGGAGUUGUACUUCUACAAAUUUUAUCCGGCAGACGAGCUAUAGAGAGUUUAAAUGCAAAGUGCGAUGUAUACAGCUUUGGAGUUGUACUUCUACAAAUUUUAUCCGGCAGACGAGCUAUAGAGAGUUUAAAUGCAAAGUGCGAUGUAUACAGCUUUGGAGUUGUACUUCUAGAAAUUUUAUCCGGCAGACGAGCUCUGGACCCGAAUAUGCCACCUGAGCCAGGGUUCAUAGUGGAGUGGGCAAAGCGUUACCUGACAAACAAACGCACAGUUUUCGAAGUUUUUGACACACGUCUUGACAGCCAACACUUUCUUAAAAGGGCUCGAAAGUUGGCUAACCUUGCACUUCAUUGCUUAAAUGAUGAGCCGAAGUGGAGACCAGACAUGGAAGAUGUGGUUAUGGCAUUAGAGUCGCUUCAAGAAUCAAAUUAAAGCAUGUGUUUAUCGGAGCAACGUACAGUUUCUGCUUUGCAUUUUGCUUGUAGUAUUUUAUCACUUUGUUAUUAUUGGCAUUAUGAUGAUGUUCUAGGCAAUAAUUUUCCUUUCAGUUGAGGCAGUAAAAUUUUCUUCUGUUCAUAUA
Messenger RNA from Jatropha curcas, 1069 nucleotides. Lineage: Eukaryota; Viridiplantae; Streptophyta; Magnoliopsida; Malpighiales; Euphorbiaceae. The record is from RefSeq and is a predicted model, not a curated record.